AUGGACGAUACUUUGGGAUUUGAAGAAAGCAGCAAGAAGUCUUCUACGGAAUGGCAAUUAGGUGUCCAGAGCAAUAUAUCGCUGGCUGCUAGUUCGAAUACGCAGCCAAUCCAUCAAGAUCUAUAUGUGAUACCACAGAAUGAGGAAAAUUCACUCAGGCCGACGAUUGACGCGUCUUGGAUAGAAAAUCUGUCGUUUUACCGUUGUUACACGUCCACUGUGAGCAAAAUUGAAUUACUAUGCAUGCAACAGAACAGUGUGAACAGAUUUUUCUGGUUUUAUAUAUUCAACGUGCUAUGCAAAAGCUUACCAAUGGCCUACGUUCACAUUUUUCUAAGUACAUACGCUCCGGAUCAUCAUUUUUUUCUUCCGAAAAUGGUGCCAAUAUGCUAUGGGCUUAACGUAAUAUUUGUGAUUACUGGCAUUUUCGAAAUAUUCAUUUUACUAAAUAAUACGUCCCUCUACAUACUUUUCAUAGUAGCCGGUCUGAUGAACAAGAUGCCGUGGAACAGAUGUUUGAAUACGACUAUGGAGUUUGAUGGCGGUAUAUUCACUUGUUACAAUUUAUCAGAAUUCGCAAAGAAAGUGAGAGAUACAAACAUAACAUACGAAGGAUACUACUACGCUACCUCGUCGAAGGAAAAUAUAUCGUUCGCUCAAAUUGAGUACUUUGAUUAUUUCCUUAACACCGUGACUGAGGGCCAGCACCAUCAACAAUUCAUAUUAAUGGCUGCCAUGUGGAUUUUUGUAGGGCUUAGCUACAACUAUCUCUUUAAAAAUCUCGUUUGGAAGGUAUUGCACUAUACACACUUAGCACUCAUAAGUAUGUUCAUAAUGAUAUUUAUACACUUAGUAAUAGUAUAUGAAGACUCAGAAAUUCAAAUAGUCGAAACCCAUGAUGAAGAUCAUCGAAGGUAUUUAAUGAACGCUGAUUUUGACUUGUUGGCAGAGUCCAUGACAGCGCCUCCGAUAGCUCAUAUUGUAAGCGCUAGAAGCACGACUGAGAUUAAGCCAAGUCGAAACAGCGCUAUUAUAAUAACAUCAAAUGCCGCUUAUUAUUUAUUUCGAGCUCUGACGACGUACUUGAUGAAAAAGUACUGUGAAAAUCAUAUAAAAGCUACGAUUAUUUACUGGAAUUAUGGUAGUGGUUCAAUCUUUUAUUUCUGGCCAAUGUACUUCGCAACAUUAUACUUGGGAGAUUUUUUCGUCAUAAUUUUCUUUGCUCUUAACGGCAUCGUGGAUAGCUGUACAUUUUUUAUUACUUUUCGUUGUUUCGUAGAAGCUAUUGUGUGUGAAUGGACGUGGAUUAAGCCCUGGUGUGUGAUAGUCGCUACAUGGGCAGUUGCUCUUUACGAAUUCUGUGAAACUGACGGGACUUUUUCAGAAAAUUCCUUCAUAUUUUGGACUGCCACGUCAACCUUGGCGGAAGUGAUCGUACUGUUUUGGGUAUAUCCGAUGGGUCGGUUGAUAGAUGAUAUCACAUUUCACUAUGGAAUGUUUCCAACAAAAUUAAGAGUUUGGAGUUUCAUGAUAGUACCAGUAUUUUAUUUAAUAAAAACAUAUGUUAUCAUAAGUAGGUUUAACAUUGUUCGAAAUGAAAAUGACAAUUUCAGGUCACAACACAACACGAGAUCGACAUUCUUGUAUCAAUUGAUAUUGUUUUCUGUGUUUGCAAUGUACGCUUUUUACCAUAUCACUAUCAAACAAAAUAAGAGUUGGACUUAUUUAUUUAAACCAGCACCGGAAUGGGGCCCAAAAGAUUUCAAUAGUCGACAGCUUAGGAAACAAUUUGAUACUCGUGAGUACAUAGGUUCGCAAGCACCGAGACCUUUGAGCAGAUUCUUAAUAAGUAAAGCAGAAUUGAAAUCAUACAAACUGGAUAUUCCUUACGAACCUGUCAUUCGUCGGACCGAGGUACAAAAUGAAAAUGAAAAAUUGUGA
Vanessa tameamea is the source of this 1941-nucleotide messenger RNA. RefSeq lists its product as uncharacterized. The record is from RefSeq and is a predicted model, not a curated record. Bases 1 to 1941 code for a protein of 646 amino acids. The transcript has 15 exons. Lineage: Eukaryota; Metazoa; Arthropoda; Insecta; Lepidoptera; Nymphalidae.